Hordeum vulgare subsp. vulgare (domesticated barley) is the source of this 3353-nucleotide messenger RNA. RefSeq lists its product as uncharacterized. NCBI's taxonomy places the organism in Eukaryota, Viridiplantae, Streptophyta, Magnoliopsida, Poales, Poaceae. Gene Ontology annotation, molecular function: phosphoprotein phosphatase activity. The coding region runs from base 16 to 3165 and encodes 1049 amino acids. The record is from RefSeq and is a predicted model, not a curated record. The transcript is spliced from 8 exons.
CGUCAGAUCCGUCGGAUGGAUCCGCCGCCGCCCGCGGCGAGCCCGCCCUCGCCGCCCCCGGACGGCCCCGCAGCCCCGGGCGCCCCUGCCACCGCCGGCGCCGCGUCGUGCAAGGGAGCUCCCGUCACAGACACUGCUGACAGUACACAAGCUGAUGCUCAAGGAGGCCUACAUCACGCAGCUAUUAGCAAUCCGGAGAAUGGCAACGAAGCCGCUAUUUCAACUCAAGGUGAUUCACCCCGGAAUUCAGAAGCACAUUUGGGUGAUAAUUCAGUGCAGACUACGUCCAAGCAGUCAGUAAACUCGGAUGGGACAAGGAAGAGGAAUUUUCAGCCUGGAAAUAAAGAGUCAGUACAUGUUCCUAGUGCUGGCAGCAAAUCUCAUGCUCGUGAGAUUUCUGUAGUAGAAACCAAAGAUGCAAGGAGCAAGUUCUUAAAGAAAUCCGAUAAUGAAGAUCCAGCAUGCAAAGACGGGAAGAAUGCCGACUUGGCAGGGAUCUCGGAAGAAUUGAAGGAAAACAAUAACAGAUCUUCUCUUAACUCUAGCAGCUUGAAGGAUGAGAAGAGGCAAAAGAAUAGAAGUAGAGGAAAAGAGAACAGUAGUCAUGUUCAUGACACAAGCACUUCACAGCAUCUUUCUUUGCCAACUAGCACUGGUACCUCCGGUUUGACGUCGAUGGUUACUGAGAACCACACAGAAGCUCCUAAAUGCACGGGUUUGAGGCUAGAGAAAAAUCCAGAUGAGGUAUCCCUGACAAACUCAUUCACAGUAGUUAAUGCAGAGAUCACAGAUGGGGGAAAUUUGAAUGUAGACAGUACCAUUCAAAAGAACCGUGAUGAAGUUCUGCCUGGUUCACUUAAAGAGAAAGAAACUGAGAAUGUUGCAACAUCCUUGGGUUCAUGCGUGCUUGACUCCAGCCAACUGGCAAGCAGGAAUGUGUCUCUGAUGCCACUUCAAACAGUUAUAGUUGAUGCAGAUGUGAAGACCGACUGCUUACAUUCAUCAACUGAAGAAAAAGUUUAUCAGAAUGCAGUUAGUGAAGAUGUUACCAUACCUUCUGGUCUUGUUUCCCAGCCUAACAUCUCAGAAGAGCGCAAGAAUUUUGGGUCUGGUAAGCAUACGAGAGAAGCUAUUCUUCGUACGUCAUUUAAUAGUGCUGGAAUAGAAAAGGUCUUACCAUCUGAAAAUCAGAAGAACCAGUCGUAUCCAUUCAAUGAAGGUGCGAACUUCUUUCAGACAGGAAACACAGACCCUAACUUCAGGGCAGAUGUUCAUCACCGUAGGAACAUCUAUGUAUCAGGAGGCAUAGGGAAUUCAGAGUAUGAAUUUCAGAGGAACCAGUCACAUCCAUUCAGUGAAGGUGGAAACUUCUUUCAGCUAGGAAGGGCAGACCCUAACUUACGGGCAGGUGUUCAUCAUAGUAUGGACAUGUAUGGAUUAGGAGGCAUGGGGAAUUCAGAGUAUAGGUUUCAGAGGAACCGGUCACAUCCAUUCAGUGAAGGUGCAAAUUUCUUUCAGCUAAGAAGGGCAGACCCUAACUUAAGGGCAGGUGUUCAUCAUAGUAUGGACAUGUAUGGAUCAGGAGGCAUCGGGAAUUCAGAGUAUAGGUUGCAGAGGAACCGGUUGUAUCCAUUUGAUGAAGGUGCAAACUUCUUUCAGCUUGGAAGGACAGACCCUAACUUUAGGGCAGGUGCUCAUCACAAUAUGAACAUCUAUGGAUCAGGCGCCAUGGGGAAUUCAGAGCAUGGAUUUCAGAGGAACCAGUCGUAUCCAUUCAGUGAAGGUGCAAACUUCUUUCAGCUAGGAAGGGCAGACCCUAACUUUAGGGCAGGUGUUCAUCAUAAUAUGAACAUCCAUGGAUCAGGCGCCAUGAGGAAUUCAGAACAUGGAUUUCAGAGGAACCAGUCGUAUCCAUUCGAUGAGGGCGCAAACUUCUUUCAGUCAGGAAGGGCAGACCCUAACUUCAGGGCAGGUGUUCAUCACUAUAUGAAUAUCUAUGGAUCAGGCUCCAUGGGGAAUUCAGAACAUGGAUUUCAGAUGAACCACUCGUAUCCAUGCGAUGAAGGUGCAAACUUCUUUCAGCGAGGAAGGGCAGACCCUAACUUUAGGGCAGGUGUUCAUCAUAGUAUGAACAUCUAUGAAUCAAGGACCAUGGGGAGUUCAGAUCAUGGAUUUCAGAGGAACCAGUCGUAUCUAUUCAAUGAAGAUGCAAACUUCUUUGAGCUAGGAAGGGCAAUUCCUAACUUUAGGGAAGGUGUUCAUCAUAGUAUGAACAUGUAUGGAUCAGACGCCAAUGAGAAUUUAGAGCAUGGAUUUGGAAGAAGUUAUUUGGAUCAUACCAGUACUGAAAGAAAUGAAAUGCAGGAGAAAGAACGAACUUGCUUAUCAACAAAACACAACAAUGACCGGAUAAGCCCUUCAAGUUUAGCUCAGGCAUACAGCGAAAAGCUUAGAAUGUCCUUCCCGCCAAGAGAUUCCUUGAUAGGGAUUCGGAAGAAAAAGCUUCUUAUUCUAGAUCUCAAUGGCCUGCUUGCGGAUAUCAAUGAAGAUUUCCACAAUGCUCACAUGGCUGAUGCAAAAGUUCGAAGGAAACUAGUCUUCCGAAGGCCUUACUGUGAUGAUUUUCUCAACUUCUGCAUAAAAAAUUUCGAGCUAGGUGUAUGGUCCUCAAGGAAACGGAAAAAUGUUGAUUCUGUUGUUGACAUCCUCAUGAGUGAUUUCAAACCAUACCUACUGUUUUCUUGGGCCAGGGAUAAAUGCACAAUGACUGGACGUAACACACUGGAGAACGUGCACAAACCAAUAGUACUGAAGGAAUUGAGGAAACUGUGGAAUAAGGAAGAACCUGGUCUUCCUUGGAAGGAGGGAGAAUUUUCACCUUCCAAUACAUUACUUGUGGACGAUUCUCCUUACAAGGCUCUGCGCAAUCCGCCACACACUGCCAUUUUUCCUCAACCGUUCAGCUAUCUUAACCAGAACGACAAUUCAUUGGGUCCUGAUGGAGAUCUUCGCAUGUAUCUGGAGAAACUCGUUUUUGCAGAUGAUGUUGAGUGCUACGUUGGCAAUAAUCCAUUUGGUCAACCUUUUAUUACACAGAGUGAUCCAAAUUGGAACUUCUAUGCUGAAAUAGCUGGUAAAGAGUAUGGUGCAUUAACUUGUGCCUGAACGUCCCAAUAUCUAGUGAGGCGGACUAGUAGACUGAUCUUGUGUUGAUUCUUCAGACAUGAGGGGAAGUUGUCGCAUGUUUGUUGUAUACCUGACCUCCAAACUAAUUUUACCGUGGAUUUUUGGGCACCAACAGUUAUAACUUGUACGGAUGUGAAUAUGAAUGAAUUUUGUACCGGUGACUCGAA